UUCUGUAACUAAACCUGUGCGUACAAAAGCUGUUGGGGCAAACUAAGCGAGUACAGAGAGUGGAUUUUACAAUUCUGUCCACCAUAUUCAUACAAGUCUAACAACAAAACCAGUAGGUGAACAUACGUCACGUAUGCCCCACCUUCCCUCUUCUCUGACUCUCUCUCUCUCUCCCAAAUGCCUCCCUUCCAGGCCACACGGACUUUCCAUUUCACACACCCCUCCCCCUGACAUCAGAGGAGGCAGAGGCGCUCCUUCGCCCCGGUCCAAACUCAACUUACAAAGCCCGACAUUAUAUCUGUCAGAGAGGAGACCUGCAUGGACAAAACCCGGACUAAUACCAAUGUUUUCGUGCGAUUUACGGCGAUGAGGGAUUCCCGAGGCUUAACGCACCUCCAAUUACCAAAGAAGGGGCUAUUAAGCUCAAUUAUUUGUUAGAAAUAGAGUGUAAAAGGAGAAAGGGUGUGCAUGUUACUCGGCGGGCUUCAUUUCCUCGGUGCUGUAGAGCAGGAGCUGGAUGACAUGAUGCUGCAGAGCCCGCUCACCUCCACGCCGUUUUCUGUCAAGGAUAUCCUCAAGCUGGAGCAGCAGCAGCAGCAGCAGCAGCAACAGCAGUCCGGGUCCUUGGAGCUCCAGCACCGGUCCCACACUCAGCAGUUGACCGGGUCUCCUCCCCAGCAGCAUUUCCAAACACCGCCGUCCUGCAUGCUCGCCGGGGCCCGGGACAGUCCUUCCUAUUCGGACGGGGAGGACAACCUGGCUUACCUAAGCGCGCUGGCGGUGCGGGAGGAGGACCGCGGGGAGACCAGCCUGUCCCCGGACAUGUAUGUUCAUCCCGGCCUGCAGGGAGCCAAGCUGGAAGUCGCCGAGCUGGACGAGCAGGAGAGCAAGAGCUGUGGCUUGGUGUCCCGGGAGGAGGCAUCAGAGGGCGGGCAGGGCGACUCGGAGCGGCCGGUGCAGAAGCAAAGGAGCCGGCGGAGACCCAGGGUGCUCUUCUCCCAGGCCCAGGUCUUCGAGUUGGAGCGUCGUUUCAAGCAGCAGCGCUACCUGUCUGCCCCUGAACGGGAGCACCUGGCGACCACCCUCAAACUCACCUCAAACCAGGUGAAAAUCUGGUUCCAGAACCGCCGCUACAAGUGCAAACGGCAACGCCAGGACAAGUCUCUGGAGGCGGCGGGGCAACACCACCCUCCUCCGCCCCGACGCGUCGCCGUGCCGGUGCUGGUCCGAGAUGGGAAGCCGUGUUUGGGCGGUGCGCAGAGCUACGCCACUGCUGCUCCAUAUGGAUCCAACCCGUACGGUUAUAACGGAUACCCAGCAUAUACAUACAACAGCCCUGCUUACAACACCAACUACAGCUGCACGUACACCAGCAUCCCUGCCCUGCCUCCGUCCAACACCUCCAAUGCCUUCAUGAACAUGAACUUGGGAAACGUGAGCGGCCUCGGCGGCACCCCACAGGCUCAAACGCACCAAGGGACAGCAGUCGCAUCCUGCCAGGGCUCUCUUCAGGGGAUCCGGGCCUGGUAGCCUCACCAGAACAGAACUAGUGUCUCUUUUUUUAAUGGAGCUCUUUUAUUUUGGUCAACUCACAAUCUUUUAGAAGUGUGUGUUAACUUGGUCAAAACGCCCCAGAAAACAGUAUUGCUUAUAUAAUGGAUGGGUUCGCCUGCCAGAUGAGAUGAAAUUUCACUCAGAUUUUCGGCUCCUUAAAUGCAUUACAGCCGAGAUCAGUAUGCGUAAAGACUCAGUGUCACAGAGUGGCAUCGGAACAGUCACAGCAUGGGUGAAAUUUCGUGAUGUGGUCCAGUAGGAAUUGUUGGUGUUCUAGUUUGGCACUGUUAGGAGUGAAGCACAGAGGGGGGGAUUAAGCACAAGUUUGCGCAUUUCUCCUUAUUGGAAUUCAAAAAUAUGAUUCUUUUUUUUUUUUUUUUUAAUGUUUGUUUUUAACAUGGUAUAUUUUAGCUAUGGAGAGAUUGAAUUGCUUUCAAAUCUUUUUUUUUUUUUUUUUUUUUGAUUCAACAGAGAAUUGUUUUAGUCUAUUUCACAUCUAUUCAAAUAAAUCCGAGAAAUGAGAAAAGGUGCGUUUGAUUCUGUAUUUGGGCAACCAAAAAGAUGUGGAAACUUUCUGUGUGCAGAAAGAGAGAUGGACAUAUUACUAUUUCAAAGGAAAAAUAUACACAAUAUCGUCAGCGAA
This is a messenger RNA of Larimichthys crocea (large yellow croaker), 2197 nucleotides long. RefSeq names its product homeobox protein Nkx-2.5. Gene Ontology annotation, biological process: regulation of transcription by RNA polymerase II; cell differentiation. Gene Ontology annotation, cellular component: nucleus. The record is from RefSeq and is a predicted model, not a curated record. NCBI's taxonomy places the organism in Eukaryota, Metazoa, Chordata, Actinopteri, Sciaenidae. The coding region runs from base 469 to 1530 and encodes 353 amino acids. The transcript has 2 exons. Gene Ontology annotation, molecular function: RNA polymerase II cis-regulatory region sequence-specific DNA binding; DNA-binding transcription factor activity, RNA polymerase II-specific.